AAAGAUCCCGGAUUCUUUUGAGCUUAGUGCUUAGCGCUUUGUCCACCGGAAAAUGCAAAUUCCAAUUUAACGGAAAAACUAAAAGAAAGAAAGAAUGAGAAUCAAUUUACUGUUUGGUAAAAAGUAAGAGAGAAAAAACUGACAUAGCUUAAGAAGAAGGAAAGAGAAAGACCUCUGAAAUUCGGUGAAGUUAACUACUAUUCAACGGUAUUCAAUUUUAGUACAAGUUUUCAAAGUACUAUAAUAUUGGUAUGGCACAAGAUGACCACUCACAAGUAAAACCAAAGCCUUCCCCUCAGCUUGUGGAACCACGAAUCUCCACCAUGAUUCCCACAGCUUCAUGGUUUACACCCAAAAGGCUACUUGCUAUAUUUUGUGUGAUUAACUUGUUAAACUAUGUGGAUCGAGGAGCCAUUGCAAGCAAUGGUGUUAAUGGAAGUAAGGGAACGUGCACUGAGGGUGGUACCUGCACUUCUGGCUCUGGAAUACAGGGGGAUUUUAACUUGAACAAUUUUGAAGAUGGAGUUUUAUCAUCUGCUUUUAUGGUUGGACUUCUUGUGGCUUCUCCAAUAUUUGCCUCUCUAGCAAAGAGUGUAAACCCAUUUAGACUUAUAGGUGUUGGGUUGUCAGUUUGGACUCUUGCAACCCUAUGUUGUGGAUUUUCUUUUAAUUUCUGGUCCAUUUCAAUCUGUCGCAUGCUAGUUGGUGUUGGCGAGGCUUCAUUUAUAAGUCUUGCAGCACCUUUUAUUGAUGACAAUGCCCCAGUUACUCAGAAAACAGCAUGGCUUGCAAUAUUUUACAUGUGCAUACCAUCGGGCUAUGCACUUGGCUACGUCUACGGUGGUUUGGUUGGAAGUCAUUUGGGUUGGCGUUAUGCAUUCUGGGUAGAGUCUUUGUUUAUGGUUCCGUUUGCUAUUUCAGGACUUUUUAUGAAGCCUCUGCAAUUGAGAGGCUUUGUUCCUGCUGAUUCAAAAAAGACACUGACACCUGAAACAGUUGCAUCAGGAGUUCAAGUUAUGGAGGCUUCAAAUGGAAAAGAUGAGCCACUGUCCUUAAAGGCAGAGCUUAGAGAUAAAAGCUCAAAUGAUCAUUCCAAGUCAAAAUCUGUAACCCAAAUAUUUGAGAAGUUCUCGAGAUUUUUGAAUGAUAUGAAAGAACUUUUGCUUGAUAAGGUUUAUGUUGUCAAUGUUCUAGGUUACAUAGCAUACAACUUUGUCAUAGGUGCUUACUCAUACUGGGGGCCCAAAGCUGGCUAUAAUAUAUAUCACAUGACUGAUGCAGAUUUGAUAUUUGGAGGAAUUACAAUUGUAUGUGGAAUAGUGGGCACUUUAGCUGGAGGCUUCGUUCUGGAUUAUAUGAGUAACACCUUAUCAAAUGCAUUUAAGCUUCUCUCAAUUACUACAUUUAUUGGUGCUGCAUUUUGUUUUGGUGCCUUCUUAUUCAGAAGCAUGUAUGGCUUCCUUGCUCUUUUCUCUAUUGGUGAACUUCUUGUUUUUGCCACUCAGGGUCCUGUGAAUUAUGUAUGUCUACGUUGUGUUAAACCAAGUUUGAGGCCUCUAUCUAUGGCUAUGUCUACUGUUGUUAUUCAUAUCUUUGGCGAUGUACCUUCCUCGCCUCUUGUUGGAGUUCUCCAGGAUAACAUUAACAACUGGAGAACGACAGCAUUGAUUCUAACAUCAAUAUUGUUUCUAGCAGCUGGAAUAUGGUUUAUUGGAAUAUUUUUGCAUACUGUGGAUAGAUUUGAUGAAGACAGUGAACAUCAAGUAUCAAACGUUGAAAGGUCAAACACCAUGCCGUUGCUUCAAGAGAAGACUGGAGAAACAUCAGCAUUUCCUGCUCAAUCCCAAUAAUGAGUUUCUUUUAUGCCUGUUCAGACACAGUAUUUCACACAAUGAUAACCACUAUGAAGUAAAUAUUUUUUUUUUUGUACAUCCAAUGAGUACAUGUAUUUGCUUUUGGUUAAUGGAAAUUAUUUGGCAAGAGUAUAUUUCAGUUUUAUGCUUCAUCAUCUUGUGCUUAACAUAUAUGUAACUUUAGUUUUGGAAUAAAAUUGCUACUGGCUAUCCUUCAAA
Messenger RNA from Glycine soja, 2072 nucleotides. RefSeq names its product probable sphingolipid transporter spinster homolog 2. The record is from RefSeq and is a predicted model, not a curated record. Gene Ontology annotation, cellular component: membrane. Gene Ontology annotation, biological process: transmembrane transport. The coding region runs from base 252 to 1850 and encodes 532 amino acids. The transcript is spliced from 16 exons. Lineage: Eukaryota; Viridiplantae; Streptophyta; Magnoliopsida; Fabales; Fabaceae. Gene Ontology annotation, molecular function: transmembrane transporter activity.